GGAGGAGGAGGUGGUGGAGGAGGAGAGGUCGGAGCCGUCUCCAGGAGCCCUUAGAGACAGAGUGCCCGGCGGCAGCGGCGGGGCAGAGCAUCCGCAGACGAGUGAACACCGAGCGGAGGACUCAGGUGAUUCAUUCCCCCACUUGAAACCUGAAAACGGUCGGCCACACAGAGUCUUACUGAUUUCAGGUAAAAAACAGUAACUGAAGAUGUCAAGCAAAACAGCAAGCACCAACAACAUCACCCAGGCAAGGAGGACUGUGCAGCAGUUAAGACUAGAAGCUUCCAUUGAAAGAAUAAAGGUUUCAAAGGCCUCAGCGGACCUCAUGUCCUACUGUGAGGAGCACGCCAGGAAUGACCCUUUGCUGGUAGGGAUACCAACCUCAGAAAACCCUUUCAAGGAUAAAAAAACUUGCAUCAUCUUAUAGAAGAAGAGUGAAACGGUCCCUCACUUCUUCUCAACAAAUCAAAUGAUGAGCAGCUCCUUGAAGAGAAUUACCUUCAGCUUAUUUGGUAACCACUGCUAAUAACUAAAAUGCUCUUAAAGUGGAAUAAUAGACUCUGAAGUCUUUAUUUUCCAAGUCGUCCUUUCUCUGAAAUACGCUUUUACUGAUCUAACACAAAAUAACAAUCUUGUUUUCCAUUUGGUAACUAUGGUGUCGUAUUAGGUUACUGCUUAAUGAAAGUCUGUUUAGGCCUUUUAAAAAACACAAUUACAUACUUCAAAUAUAUGAACGAUCCAGUUAUGUCAAGGCCUAAAUUACCUAAGCCCCUGUUUAGAUAAAACGCCAAGAAUAACUUAAGUCCUUACACCUUUAUGUCAUAAUUGUUCUUAAUAGGGUUGUGCCAACCUGUACUGUGUACACAGGUGGAGUGUGUGUGUGUGUGUGUGUGUGUGUGUGUAUCUUUGUAUAUACACAUAUCAAAACUUACUUGCUUAUUAAAAUUUCUCUCUCUCCAUACCAUCAGUUCCUCGGCUUCAGAAGUUAUUGUAAGCUAUGUAUAGGUAGCAUAAGAAAUUCUUUUCACAUAGUUAUUGUACAAAAGAAAAGAGCAUCCUAAAGGUUGUAUUCACUGUAAUCAAGUAAUGAAGUCAUCUCUUGCUGACCCUUUUCGGCUACAACAAACUGUGCAGUUAAAAGUUUAAAAGAACUGAAAGUUCUUUUAUAAUGUGAGGUAUUCAUUCUCAAGAGGCCUUUCGGGCUUCAGCAAUCAUGAGUCUAGAAAAAGGGGACAUAGCUCUUGGGGAGAACACAGGGCCACUGUCCCCACCCCCCACAGGGCUCACGUUCUCUGGUUUAAGGUAGACACCUCGGAAAUUUCCACCUUAAUGAUGGGAAUGAGACCAAGUGCACUGGAGCCGGGCAGAGAGAGGAGCAGGAUGGUAUGCAAACCAGCUGCUGCUCUUGACCAGACUUUGUGAUCUAGCUCCUCUUUUUCUCUCUGCCUUCCCUUUCUUUACCUUUCCUCACCUCCUAGAACAUCUGUCUGCAGAGGUCCUGUUCACUGCCCCAGCCCAGGGGGGUGGAACAUGCUGAGAAUGAAACAUAGAAAAAACAUGAAGGUGUCAAGACACAAGCUCUUUUCGCAGUGUCAGUGUCAUCCCUGCCUUGUCCACGAACUGUCCAGGAGAGGAGGGACUCGGUGGCACAUGACUUAAGCCCAGGGGCUCCAGCAGCUGGGCAUUGGGUUCCUUGAUUUUCCUCUGGGCACGAGUGUAGCCCUCACAUCCUCGAAAUUUCCAGUGGGGAUCCCAAAAGAAGGACUUUCCUAUGACCAGAGAGUCUGUUAAGUUUAUUAAAAGGGAAGAGAGGUUCUUUUUUUCUUAAUGCUCACUAAGGGCCCAAACCAUACACUUAGCCUUUGAUAUUUUCAUUCAUCUUCAGUUCCUUAAAAAUAACUACAAAUGAAGGAUUAAAAACAUUAUUUACAAUGGAUUUUCUCUAGUUCUGUAUAAUCUUGUCCUACACUGCAAGCCCCUUUUAAAAUCUAAGGUCUGGGCGUUGAGUAUUAGAUUAAUUGUGGAUGAACAAAUGCCGGACUGUUUUAAACUGCUCAAAUAUAGUCAUUCUUUCCCCACGUCACCUAUCUCUUCAGCAUUGCGAACUGCCCUCGCUUUCCAACACCAUGUGAAUCAUGCCACUGCCUUAAACCUCUUGUCAUCUAGGACAUGCCCAGUUCCCAAGUAAAUUAUAGGCACCUGUUCAGGGGAGAGAGAGGUUUUACCUUUCGAAAGGUGAAAUUUGACACGUACACUAAAAAGACAACUUCACAUUUAAUGCUUCACUUAAGGAGACUUUUUUUUUAAUAAGUAUAUUUUUCUGGUAGUUUCAGAACACUAAUCUUAUUUUCAUUCUGAUUUUUAAUGUUUCUUAUAUAUUUAUAAUACAUCUUAUUAAAAUAUUUUCAUGAAAUUAUGUUUAUUAUACAGUUAUGUGCACAUUUUCGGUAGCAGGCAUAGAUUAUUCAGUACUAAAACAUGUUCUUUUACCUAAGAGAAAACAAAUACAUUUUGUUAUAUAUUUGUUAAGAUGCUUAUAGUGAUAAGGAAUGGACUUGAGGUCCCAGGAGAUUUCAUUUUAUUUUUGCUGGCUAGAUAUCAAAGGCCGGGAGUAUAAAUGUCAUGUAACUUCCUCAACAGGUAUAGGGCCUGUUCAAAAAAAAAACGAAAUCAAAUCUUGUGAUGCUGGACCCAAGGGGAUUAUGGAGGCGGCGGGGAGGGGGGCGGUAAAUUGUAGCUAAAUGUUGAUUUACUUAUAACUUAGACAUCUAUGUGAGAAAAUAUAAUAUAUGUAUACAUAUAUAUGAUAUGCAGAAGUCACUUUUAUUUAUCAGGCUUUAUUCUACUUAUGAAGCCACAGUUUAACUGUUCUGCAGUAGCUGGUUUAUGAUAAUGAUGAACAAAUGCCCAGAGUGUGUUAUUUUUUCCAACUACCACUAUAAAGACACACUUAAUCACAUAUAUACACACACCUUCUUGGCUUCAUAUCUAUGAAGCCAUUUAAAUACAUUCACUAUGCUUUGUCUUUGAUGCUGCUUCUGUUAACAGUGAUCUUUUUUUUUUUUCAUUCUUAUAUCUAUAUUAGUUCAUCAUAAAUCUGUCCAGUUGAGGCCAGAAUCAUGACAAGGUAUCCUAGACAAAAUUUCAUGACUCCAAAGAAUUUUACAGAAACACCUUUUUUUUUCCUAGAGAGAAAACACUUAUAUACCAAGUGAUUCACAAGUUAAAAGUUGUAACUACUUUUUUCCUAAAAAGAAUCAGGUUUUUACAUUUUCUUACUAAAUUAAAAAGUGCCAUACUUUCAAAGGAAAGAUCUGAUUUGCUUUCUCUUUGUUUGGACUAUUGUUGUACUUUACUUAUAUUAAACCAUCAGAAAAAAAUUAUACCAAUGAUUCAGUACUUUUGAGGCAUAGCUUAGGUAAUGGAGGAUGUGCCAAACUUUCUCUUUAGAUACCUUCUCCUCAACUGAUUUACUAAUAUAAUAGUGUCAUAUGAAUGAUUACACAAAUUUUGAUUUAAGAUCUAAAUAGGUCCAAGAAGUGAAUUAUACUACAUGUCAGUUCUUUCUUAAUGAAAUUACUAUGAUACAGAAUAUGUUAUGAAUUGUAUUGAUUUUUUUUAUGAUAUAUCUUUUACUAGGAAAAAGUGCAUUGAAUCGAAUAGAAUUAUAUGUAUAUUAAAAUGGAGUGCUUACCUGAAGUAGGUGGCCUAGAUUGUUUUCUAGCCAAUCUUGUGUCUCUGUGUCAUGUGACUUUGGACAAGGCGCUUCAUCUCUCUGGGCCUCCAUUUUGCCAUUUGUAAAACAAGGGGCUUGAAGGGGAUGGUGUCUGAGACCCCUUCCUGCCCCCAGAGUUCUCGGUCCAACGGCUUACCCCUCUACUCGUCUGCCAACCUGUUGGUGCUAUAAGCUGCUUCAAAUAUAAAAUUAGUUUGUCUAUCGUGUACACUCAUUUAAUAGCUUAUGAAAGGCCUUUUUGUCAUACAGCUUUUUUUCUAGUUUUAUGGACUUGAUUACUGUAAUAAUGUCUUGUUUUUAGCCAUGUAUCUAAAAAUGUAUAUUCUCUUGAUGUCUCAGUAAAUUUGAUAUAUAGUUGAUGGAAUUUUGUUAUUUUAAAACAUUCUUUGGCUACUCAUCUGUCCAGCAUUUAUUAACCUAAAAACUGUGAUCAUUGUUUGGAAAUCUGUCCUAUGGAAAGAAUAAAAGCAUUUAUUUCACAGCUAACAUGUUCACAGAUUUGAAAGGAGUUUCAUUAAAGCACCAUUGCUCUGGUCUUCACUGGGUCAGUGCCUCAUUGUGCCAUCCUGCCCGUGUUUGGUUCAACAAGUUCAAAGAAGACCAGGUCUCUUCCCCUUUUUCU
This is a messenger RNA of Pteronotus mesoamericanus, 4358 nucleotides long. It is a transcript of the gene GNG12, whose product is annotated as G protein subunit gamma 12. The coding region runs from base 209 to 427 and encodes 72 amino acids. Gene Ontology annotation, cellular component: heterotrimeric G-protein complex. The record is from RefSeq and is a predicted model, not a curated record. Gene Ontology annotation, molecular function: G-protein beta-subunit binding. Lineage: Eukaryota; Metazoa; Chordata; Mammalia; Chiroptera; Mormoopidae. The transcript is spliced from 4 exons. Gene Ontology annotation, biological process: G protein-coupled receptor signaling pathway.